Lepisosteus oculatus (spotted gar) is the source of this 1734-nucleotide messenger RNA. The record is from RefSeq and is a predicted model, not a curated record. NCBI's taxonomy places the organism in Eukaryota, Metazoa, Chordata, Actinopteri, Semionotiformes, Lepisosteidae.
AUGUGUAUGUAUUUGCUCCACAGUUUAAAUCCUGUAGAAUUACAAUUUGCUCAAACUAUGAUCUUUGCCAUUGAAGAAAUAAAUAACAGUUUGGAGAUUCUUCCUGAUAUUUCCCUGGGCUAUAGGAUAUAUGAUUCCUGUCGCUCUAUCCCUUUGACUAUAAAGGCAUCUCUGGAUUUAAUGAAUAGCCAACAAGUAGGACUUGUGUUAAACCAGUCUUGCACCAAACCAUCAACUGUCCACGCCAUCAUCGGACACUCUAGCUCAACACCAACAAUAGGAAUGGCUGCAACUGUUGGACCCUUUCACAUGCCAGUGAUCAGUCACUUUGCUACCUCUGCCUAUCUCAGCAACAGAAAGGAGUUCCCCAGCUUCUUCAGGAUGAUUCCCAGUGAUUAUUACCAAAGCAGAGCCCUGGCAAAGCUUGUGAAACACUUUGGAUGGACCUGGGUUGGAGCCAUUCGAACUAACAAUGAUUAUGGCAACAAUGGGAUGGCUACCUUUGUACAAGCUGCCCAGCAGGAGGGGAUCUGUAUUGAGUAUUCAGAGGCCAUUUUUAGAACUGAUGGUAGAGAGAAAUUCCUUAAUGUUGUAGAUAUUGUUAAAAAGUCAUCUUCUAAAGUAAUUGUUGCUUUUGCUUCUGGUCCAGAUUUGGAUCUACUGAUGAAAGAACUUGUGAUUCAGAAUGUCACAGGUUUCCAGUGGGUGGGGAGUGAGGCUUGGGUGACAGACAGGUACCUUGCAUCACAGGAAGGUUAUAAUGUUCUGGGAGGGUCAAUUGGUUUUGCCAUUCCAGAUGCUGAAAUACCAGGACUAAAAGAGUUUAUUUUAAAUGCUCGUCCAUCAAGCAACCCUGGAAACUCUGGUUUAAAUGGGUAUUGGGAAAGUAUUUUCAACUGCAGUUUGUCACUUGGCAAGGAUGCACAUACUAAGCCAUGCACAGGAGCAGAGACUCUGAAUGGAAUAAAUAACCAAUACACGGAUGUAUCAGAACUGAGGAUAUCCAACAAUGUGUAUAAAGCUGUGUAUGCUGUAGCCCAUUCAUUACACAAUCUUUUCGCAUGCAAUAUUAGUCAAGGAUACACUGAUAAAACAUGUGCAAACAUAAAUACAAUAGAACCUUGGCAGGUGCUGCACUCUUUGGCCAGAGUCAACUUCACAACUAGGAGUGGAGAGAAGGUGCAUUUUGAUGACAAUGGGGAUCCAGUAGCACGAUAUGCAAUAGUUAAUUGGCAGCGGAACAUGAAGGGAAUCACAACAUUUGACGUUAUUGGUCUAUAUGAUGCUUCUUUACCAGAAGGACAACAGUUUAUAAUGAGUGAUAUCAGUGUAGUCUGGGCAGGAGAUCAGGAUGAGGUGCCAAGAUCAGUGUGCAGUGAGAGCUGCCUUCCAGGGACUCGUAAGGCCAUUGAGAAAGGGAAGCCAGUCUGCUGCUUCAUCUGCAUUCCCUGUGCAGAGGGAGAGUUCAGCAAUAUCUCAGAGUGUUCAAAGUGUCCAGUGGAUUACAGAUCAAAUGAACAGCGAAAUCAGUGUGUCUUAAAAAGCACAGAGUUUUUGUCAUUUGCAGAAUUAAUGGGGAUAAUUUUAACAGUAUGUUCUGUGCUUGGAAUGUGCUUUACCAUAGCAAUAUCUAUUAUUUUUUUCAGGUACAGAUCUACGCCUAUUGUAAGAGCCAAUAACUCUGAACUGAGUUUCCUUCUGCUCUUUUCAUUGACUCUGUGUUUCCUCUGUUCA